This is a messenger RNA of Acaromyces ingoldii, 2235 nucleotides long. Its product is annotated as glycogen synthase. The record is from RefSeq and is a predicted model, not a curated record. Lineage: Eukaryota; Fungi; Basidiomycota; Exobasidiomycetes; Exobasidiales; Cryptobasidiaceae. Gene Ontology annotation, molecular function: alpha-1,4-glucan glucosyltransferase (UDP-glucose donor) activity. The transcript is spliced from 3 exons. The coding region runs from base 1 to 2235 and encodes 744 amino acids. Gene Ontology annotation, biological process: glycogen biosynthetic process. Gene Ontology annotation, cellular component: cytoplasm.
AUGUCGCAGAUGUCGCAGGACGGACGGGGCAGAGAUGUCCACAACCCCCUCCUCUUUGAGUGUGCCUGGGAGGUGGCCAACAAGGUGGGCGGCAUCUACACAGUUAUCAAGACAAAGGCGCCCGUGACCGCGCAGGAAUAUGGGAGCCGUUACUGCCUCAUCGGCCCUCUGUCGUACAAGACGGCGCCCAUGGAGGUAGAAGCCAUGGAGCCAGAGGAUCCGGCCAUGAAGAAGACGCUCGACAGCAUGAGGGAUCGCGGCGUCAAAUUCCUGUACGGACGCUGGCUUAUCGAACGCGCGCCAAAGGUGCUCCUCUUCGACACUGGGUCUAUGUACCACCGCAUGGACGAGUGGAAGGGCGACUUGUGGAACUUGGCCGGUAUCCCCACGCCUCCAAGCGACCACGAGACCAACGAGACGCUCAUCUUUGGCUAUCUCGUGGCGUGGUUCCUUGGAGAAUACUCCAUUCACGAGCGCCGCCGGGCCAUCAUUGCCCACUUUCACGAAUGGCAAGCCGGCCUUGCCAUUCCCCUGUGCCGUAAGCGGCGCAUCGAUGUGACGACGAUCUUCACGACCCACGCCACCCUUCUCGGCCGCUACCUGUGUGCUGGAAGCGUCGACUUUUACAACAAUCUCCAAUACUUCGACGUGGACCACGAGGCGGGCAAGCGAGGCAUCUACCACCGGUACUGCAUCGAGAGAUCUGCUGCCCACUGUGCUGACGUCUUCACCACUGUGUCGCACAUCACCGCUUAUGAGAGCGAGCAUCUGCUCAAACGCAAGCCCGAUGGCGUCCUCCCCAACGGCCUCAACGUUGUCAAGUUCUCGGCCAUGCACGAGUUCCAGAAUCUGCAUGCGUUGAGCAAGGCAAAGAUCAACGAGUUUAUCAAGGGUCACUUCUACGGUCACUAUGACUUUGACCUCGAGAACACUCUCUACUUCUUCACGGCGGGACGUUACGAGUACCGCAACAAGGGCGUCGACAUGUUCAUUGAGUCGCUCGCCAGACUCAACUACCGGCUUCAGCAAGCCAAGAGCAAGACCACCGUCGUUGCUUUUAUCAUCAUGCCGGCAGCCACCAACUCAUACACCAUUGAAGCGCUCAAAGGUCAGGCCGUCACCAAGCAGCUUCGCGACACCGUCGACGAGAUUCAGAAGCGCAUUGGUGAGAGGCUGUUUGAGCGGACGGCCAGGUACGCUGGCGAAGGCGGAAUGGAUAUUGUCGACCCCAUGACACUGUUGUCGGAGGAAGACAAGAUUCUGCUCAAGCGGCGUAUCUUUGCCCUCAAGCGCAAUUCUCUGCCCCCCGUCACGACGCACAACAUGGCCGACGAUGCAAACGACCCCAUCCUCAACCAAAUUCGACGAGUACAGCUGUUCAACCGAUCUACGGAUCGUGUCAAGAUUGUCUUCCACCCCGAAUUCCUCAACGCCAACAACCCCAUCUUGGGCCUGGACUACGAGGAGUUUGUCCGAGGCUGCCACUUGGGUGUCUUUCCCUCCUAUUACGAGCCCUGGGGUUACACGCCCGCCGAGUGCACCGUCAUGGGCAUCCCUUCGAUCACGACGAACCUGUCGGGCGUGGGAUGCUUCCUCGAAGAGACGCUCGAGAACACAUCCGACUACGGUCUCUACAUCGUCGACCGCCGCAUGAAGAGCGUCGAGGACAGCGUCAACCAGCUGACCGACUACAUGGUUGACUUCUGCAACAAGACGAGGCGGCAGCGCAUCAACCAGCGCAACCGCUGCGAGAGGCUCAGCGAUCUCCUCGACUGGAAGAGCUUGGGCGUUGAAUAUGCAAAGGCUCGCCAGCUCGCUCUGCGCCGCGCCUACCCCGACUCCUUUGAAGACGAUGAAGAAGACGAGGCAGGCUACUUUGAUGAAAGCGCAAAGGUUCCCCCGCCCCUUUCCAUGCCCGGCUCGCCCCGCUUUGGCGGCGUCAGAACCCCGGGCGACUUUGGCACACUUGCAGAGGACAUGCAAGGUCUCAGCACGAGCGACUACCGAGGCUCGUCGUUCUGGCAGGCGAUCAAUCAGCAGGAUGAAGAUGAGGAGGGCUUCCGCCUUCCUCUUGUCCUCAAGACGAGGAACCGUGGGACGUCCGUGGGAAGCAUGAGCGGGGCGAGCACGCCUGGUCUACUUGGGCCCAAGACGCUUUCGGCCGGCGAUCUCGACAAGGCUGAUCUGGCUUUGAGCAACCAUAGCUACGUCAACGGAAACGGCACCGCAAGCUAG